Tribolium castaneum (red flour beetle) is the source of this 1616-nucleotide messenger RNA. It is a transcript of the gene Arp2, whose product is annotated as Actin-related protein 2. Gene Ontology annotation, biological process: Arp2/3 complex-mediated actin nucleation. Lineage: Eukaryota; Metazoa; Arthropoda; Insecta; Coleoptera; Tenebrionidae. The transcript is spliced from 7 exons. The record is from RefSeq and is a predicted model, not a curated record. Bases 321 to 1526 code for a protein of 401 amino acids. Gene Ontology annotation, molecular function: actin filament binding. Gene Ontology annotation, cellular component: actin cortical patch; Arp2/3 protein complex.
GAUUAAAUUGUCAAUUCUGACUAUCUCUCUUGCUCUUAUUGUAUGGGGGUGCAUGUCACAAGCACCGGUACAAAAACGGGUGGUUUGUCAAAUUUUUUAAUUGCAUUAAUCAAAAUUAAAUAAACAGACACAAUUUAAACAAACAGCAAAUCAUUCAUCUUUUUUUCACUUGUGACAAUUUGUGAUAUGUGUUCGAUUUAUAUCUAUGGGCGUGGACAGAUUUCCUGGAGUGACUGUUCUAGUGUAAUUAUCCCAAAAUAGGGCUUAAAGACUCCUCUUCUCCUACCAAUUAACAAUUAAGUUCAUUUAAUCGCAUCACCAUGGAUAGUCAAGGCAAAAAAGUCAUUGUUUGUGACAAUGGAACUGGGUUUGUCAAGUGUGGAUACGCAGGGAGCAAUUUCCCGGCCCAUAUUUUCCCUUCAAUGGUCGGCAGGCCCAUCAUACGGGCUGUAAAUAAAAUCGGAGAUAUUGAGGUUAAGGGAGUUGCAAGUACUCUUCCUGACUUGAUGGUUGGAGAUGAAGCUUCCGCUUUGCGAUCGCUUCUCGAGGUGAAUUACCCGAUGGAAAAUGGGGUUGUGCGCAACUGGGAGGAUAUGUGCCACGUGUGGGACUACACUUUUGGCCCCCGAAAAAUGAAUUUGGACCCAACUGAUGCUAAAAUUCUCCUGACUGAACCCCCAAUGAACCCCACGAAAAAUCGGGAAAAAAUGAUCGAAGUCAUGUUCGAAAAGUACGGUUUUGCGGGGGCUUAUAUUGCUGUCCAAGCCGUACUCACUUUAUACGCUCAGGGACUUCUGUCGGGUGUUGUUGUCGAUUCUGGUGACGGAGUGACACACAUUUGCCCCGUUUAUGAAGAGUUUGCUUUGCCGCAUUUAACCCGACGUCUGGAUAUAGCAGGCCGUGAUAUCACCCGCUAUCUUAUUAAAUUAUUACUACUGAGAGGUUACGCAUUUAAUCAUUCGGCUGAUUUUGAAACCGUGCGAAUUAUGAAGGAAAAAUUAUGUUACAUUGGUUACGAUAUAGAAACAGAACAGCGGUUGGCUCUGGAAACUACUGUUUUGGUUGAGCCUUAUAUUUUGCCAGAUGGCCGUGUGAUCAAAGUUGGCGGGGAACGGUUUGAGGCCCCUGAAGCAUUAUUUCAACCGCAUUUAAUCAACGUUGAGGGACAAGGCAUCGCUGAGCUUGUUUUUAAUACAAUACAGGCGGCUGAUAUUGACAUGAGGCCCGAAUUGUACAAACAUAUAGUACUCUCAGGUGGUUCCACUAUGUAUCCAGGGCUCCCUUCACGACUUGAACGUGAAAUAAAGCAAUUGUAUCUAGAACGCGUACUUAAAAAUGACAUAGAGAAAUUAAAUAAGUUUAAAAUACGAAUUGAGGAUCCGCCGAGACGUAAAGACAUGGUUUUUAUCGGUGGAGCAGUUUUAGCCGAAGUUAUGAAGGAUCGGGAUGCGUUUUGGAUGUCGAAGCAAGAGUAUGAGGAGCAAGGCUUGAAGGUUUUGAAAAAACUGGGGCCGAGGUCGGCGUAAGCAAUUUUAAAUAAUAUACGUGUUUUUAUUUUCAUAUUUAAUUCAUUCAGUGUAUAUUUAAAGGCAAGUUGAAUAAAUCAUUUUUAAACA